ACUUCCCUCGUCUGCCACCCCCCUAUUUCCCUUUUCCCCCCAACGAACGAUGUGGGUGUGACAGAUCCAGAUAUCUCACAUUCAGCUGUCAUCUGCGCCGGCAACGGGUCGUACAAGCGGCCCUUGCGCCCACCUUCACAAUCGAACAUCGGCCUCGCAAUCUGAUCGGCGCGGCUGAUCUUGGCGCCUAUUGAGGGCGCGUUCGGAGGGCGCUUUGUGACCCGCGGCCCAUUGUAAAGCCCAUUUCACACCAUCGAGACUGAACCACAAAGGGUGUUACAUACAACGAUAUCGAACAAGCACAAUCUCUCCCAUGCCUCGCCGCCGCUAAACAUCGAUUCUAUUUUUCAACGCCUCUUGCAGAAAAAUCUAAUGGGGAGGCGAAAGCGUCGAGCGAGCAAUUAUCGAGCUACAGGGCGUCCGUCAAAGUAGGGAAGCAAUGAAUCCCGGCCAGGCUGGGCGGCGCUUCGGAACGCUGGACGCGCAGUGGAGGGAGGAACCAGACUCCAAAUCUUUAGGCGAGACCCGCAUCGAGGCUGACGCUGAGUGCCCUUCGCCCGAAAUUCGCGAGUUACUCGAGCAGGUGUCCGAGGUGGCAGAUUUGGAGGUGGACGAGGACGACGAGAUGGACGAGGACGGCGAAGGACUGGCUGAAGAAGAGAGCACGGGGUCGGCUUACGCAACGAGCACUUACCCCCGUCUUCACCUUGCCUACGACCACGAAUAUCACAAUGAGAAUGCGCAAGAUUCUGCCACCAUAGAUUCUUCUCGAUCGCUGUAUGCCGAGGACAUCGAUUUCGUUGUGGAACAUGGGCGGCAGUACUGCGGCGACUACUUUAUGCCGGUCGACCAAACUGAGCAAACACGGCAAUACGUGAUUCACCAGGUCUACCUGAAGCUGUUCGACCUCGAACUAACGACGGUACCACUGGAGGAUCCCCGCUACAUCUUGGACAUUGGCACAGGUAUCGGAGAAUGGGCGAUUGGCAUGGCCGAGAAAUACCCGCGAUGCGAGGUCUUUGGCACCGACAUUGCACCCAUCCAGCCGACACACCAGGUUCCCUUCAACAUCGAGUUCCACAUCGAGAAUGCCGAAGAAGAAUGGAUCCGGCCAGCCAACACGGUCGAUCUCGUGCACAUUCGGAACCUGGAGGGUGCUUUCUCGGACUGGCGCUUCAUCUACAACCAGGCGUUCGCCUGCAUACGACCCGGCGGCUGGAUUGAGGUGGUGGACUGGGAGGACUGGCUUGCCGACAAGAACUUCCUCUCGCUCUACCCCGAGGGCUCCGCAAUGGGGUUCCUGGUCAAGGCGGUUCUCGAAGCGGCCGAGAUAGCCGGGAAGCCGAGGGGUUCGCACCACCUGGACAGGAAUCUCCUGAUCGAGGCCGGUUUCGUGGACAUCAAGGAGACGGUGUAUGACCUGGGGAUCGGCACGCGCGAGAACAGCAGCUACGGCAGAUUCUGGCUGUUCUCGUGCGUCACGGGCAUCGAGCCGUCGUGCAUGCGCCUGCUGACGAGGCACCUGGGGUGGGACGAGGAGGUCGUGCGGGACCUAUGUGACCAGGCCGCGCGCGAGACCAAGAUGAUGGCCGAGGAUCCCAACAGGGUCGAGGCCUUUGUCGUCAAGCUGCGCGUCGUGGUGGGGAGGAAGCCGCUGAUGGCCGGUCAGUGGACGGCCAAGACGCUGAACGAGGACGGCGAGAUUAAGGAGUAUAGCGGCGACGAGAGCACCAUUGGCGAUCGCACGAUACUCUCAGACGAGGCCAAGUGAUGUGACACUGUGCCCUUUCGUUUCUUGGAUACUUUGGUGUAAGGACGUGACUGGGGAUUUCGGCUGGCCGUCGGGCGGGCGAGGGGCGAGGGGCGUUUCAAAGGUGUGUUUGGGGGAAGGCAGAAUUGCCAUUAACUCCCCCAUUGCCAAUGUUCUUCUGGCAAGCAUUCUCUUCUCUUUCUCUUGUACCAUGUAGAUACCCGAUUCGUUUGUAACGUAUAUACUUGUCCCGGCUUAUGCCUGCAUGACCUGGUAGAUGGCUUUGCACAGCGUAAUGAUCAAUGAAGCAAUUGAUUUGGGCUAGUAC
Canariomyces notabilis is the source of this 2078-nucleotide messenger RNA. RefSeq names its product S-adenosyl-L-methionine-dependent methyltransferase. NCBI's taxonomy places the organism in Eukaryota, Fungi, Ascomycota, Sordariomycetes, Sordariales, Chaetomiaceae. The record is from RefSeq and is a predicted model, not a curated record. The transcript has 2 exons. The coding region runs from base 440 to 1771 and encodes 443 amino acids. Gene Ontology annotation, molecular function: methyltransferase activity.